This is a messenger RNA of Fulvia fulva, 2301 nucleotides long. RefSeq lists its product as uncharacterized. NCBI's taxonomy places the organism in Eukaryota, Fungi, Ascomycota, Dothideomycetes, Mycosphaerellales, Mycosphaerellaceae. Gene Ontology annotation, molecular function: DNA-binding transcription factor activity, RNA polymerase II-specific; zinc ion binding; DNA binding. Gene Ontology annotation, cellular component: nucleus. The record is from RefSeq and is a predicted model, not a curated record. The transcript is spliced from 4 exons. Gene Ontology annotation, biological process: regulation of DNA-templated transcription; DNA-templated transcription. Bases 1 to 2301 code for a protein of 766 amino acids.
AUGCCCGGCACUCAGGCUGUCACCAAGUCGGAAAGCAUAUCGAGAGACGACAAGAAGGAGAAGCGCACGAGUCGCGCGUGCUUGAAUUGCCGCAGCCGGAAGAGUGCUUGCAAUCUACCGACCGAUGAGAGCGGACAGAUUACCACCCCAUGCGAGAGGUGCAAGGCGUCCAACUUGGAGUGCGUCAUUGGCUCGAGCAACCGCGGCGGACGACGCGUUCGGAAGCGCACAUUGGAUCAUGCCAAGAUUCUCGAUGACAAUCCUCGGAAACACCUUCGCCAGUCCAGUGAGGUGACAGCUGGCGCAGAUGAGCGCUAUCAAUCCGAAGAACUCUCCUACAGCAACGACCGUGAGGUCUGGCCGACCGAUUACCACAAUGGCGUCGCACUGUCCGACACGCUGAACCCAUCUACGCCGCGCAUCAUGCUCGACCCAGCGUUACAGGCAGCAGAUGUGGGCGCCAGAGACUCUUACCUAGGUACUACUCAAGCAACACGAGAAAGCUCGACGCUGUCGACGAGUAACAUUGCCUUCAACGACUUGCAGAACCCCAGUGAUGCGCUCGGGAUACUGGCGCAGAUUGCCAGCCACGGGGAAAAUGCUGGGCCAGCUCUCGUCCCGAGCCAUGGAAACUCAUCCUAUGGCCAAGGCCAGUCGCAGAUGGACUACGUUCUCGUGAGAGACGGCAGACUCUCGUUGUCAAAGAUCAUACAGUUGCUGCAGCGAUACAAGCAUUACUAUCACCCGUACUUCCCGAUCGUUCCCGAGGCCACAUUGGAUGCCACCAACUUGAGCAAGACGGCACGGGACGAGAAACAUCUAUUGACCGCCGUCCUGGUCAUUGCUUCCAGAGAUCUGAUCGACGAGCCCACCAUCUUCAUCGCCUGCUCAGAGUACAUGAGGUCUUUGGUCUCAGUACUUGCAGCAGGCGGCGAGGGCAAAGUAGAAGCUGUGGAGGCGCUGCUAGUCCUUGCCGAAUGGACGCCAUACACUUCACGAUCGGAUGCUGGUCAUGUGGGUCGAGGCGAAGAGGACCGAGAAGCAUGGAUGCACGUUGGGAAUGCACUACGGAUAGGCUACUUCCUUGGACUUGACCGAUACUCCUUUCAAGUCCGCGGAGACGAUGUGAAAGAUCCUCAGUGGCAACGAAAGCGUCUGGUCUGGACUGCUUGCUACAUUAGUGACCGGCAGAUAAGCAUAAGACUGGGUAGAGCUUUCUGGUCAAGAGGUCCUGGGCCACUCACAACACUGUCAAAGGCAGACUUCCCGAUGCUGGCACCGACUGCCCCUGGAGGCGAGGACUAUGCGAGUAUAUUCCAAGCUACCCUUGAGCUUACGUUGCUCUUCUCCAACGUCCACGAUGUGCUCUACUCGAAUCCUGGAAACAGCAUGAGGAGCCAUCUUAGCGGCGGCUACAUCAAGUACAUUGACGACUUUCGAAGUGCUAUCUAUGGAUGGAAGAGUGUGUGGGGCACUCUCACGUGCUCAGGACCUCUCAAGGCUACGCUGCUAAUGUCGUACGACUACCUACGACUGUACACCAAUGCCUUUGCUUUCCAUGCUACCGUCAAGCGUGCACUACCGCAGAUUCAGCAAGGGCAAGAAAACAGGCGCUCGGCGCAUCCUCAACCCGGUCGUGUCUUCUACAACAACGUCGGGGCUGUCGGAGACGCACGAUUCAUAUACGAAGGUCUGGAUGCCGCAAAGAACCUUCUGAGCAUGGUCAACACUUUCGUGGACCCAGAGAAGUCACUACGACACAUGCCGCUACGCUUCUACCUCUAUUGCAUCUAUUCGGGAGUCUUCCUCUACCGAGCACGAUGUGUUGGUGUUCUUGCUUCGGACGAAGAACAGUCCGUCCGAUCACUGGUUCAAGAGACGAUCAAUCGACUCGAAAGAUCUGCUAUCGGCACCCACCACCCUGGAAACAGAUACUCUCAGCUGUUGCGACUACUGUGGGAUAAAGUCGAGCGCAAAGAACGUAAAGGCAAUUCUUCUACCGCCACGAUCGCCAAUCCAUACAGGCCUGGCAGUGUUGGUGGACCUACUCCGAAUUCGAACGCCUCGGGAGGACCUACGUCGGCUGCCUUGCAGCAAGAUAACUCGCCAGCUUUCACAGAGCCAAUGGGCGACUUCUCUUGGACUGAUCUUGAUGCUAUCGGCAACUUUGCUAUCAAUGGUAAUGGAGGUGCUACCAUGAAUGAUGCUGAGUGGUGGUCUGGGUUCUUGCCGGCCGACUCCAACAACUUUUUGUUCGAGACACUGCCCGGUAUGGAUGAUUGGAACCUUGGGAUGCAGUGA